AUGGAAAGGGAUUUGCAGACAGACCCUCCUUGUCAUCCACGGGCAUGUGCAAUUCAAAAUUGCAUACAAAAGAACAACUACAACGAAGAAAAGUGCAGAAAAGAGGUGGACGCAUUGUAUGAAUGCUGCAAUGCCUUUUACGAAAGACAGGGCGAGAAUGCAAGCACCGUGAGCUGUCCGAAAUACUCGCUUUUGAAGCUCAAGAUGCAACAACGCGCCAAAGGCAUCUCAUAGCAUGCAGUCUUAAUCGCCGCCGGAUAUGGCUUUGUAUGAUUAGUUCCCUCAAUAAGAACCACAGCCAGUCGUCCCUGGGAAAAGGGC
This is a messenger RNA of Bipolaris maydis ATCC 48331, 321 nucleotides long. Lineage: Eukaryota; Fungi; Ascomycota; Dothideomycetes; Pleosporales; Pleosporaceae. The record is from RefSeq and is a predicted model, not a curated record.